UCGGUGGAACUGCGGAAGGAAACUCUGUCUGGAUUAUAACGGGAGCCCGCGCAGACAUGAGCGCACCGGGCAAGAGCGCAUCUCCACCCAGCCCCGGUGCGACCCAAGCUCCCGGUACGAACCAAGCUUCUGGUGCGAACCAAAGUGCUGGUACGAACCAAGCUUCUGGUACGAACCAAGGUCCUGGUGCAGCUCAAAUCCCCGGUGAGACCCAAACUUCCGGUACGGACCAAGUCUCUGGUGCGCCACAGAGCCCCGACGCGUCCUCACCGGGCUCAGCCGGGCAGGUGGCGCGGACCUGGGCGCGGUUCGCCAAAGCCUUCGUGCUGGUCUUCCCCGUGUACGCCCUCGGUUACCUGAAGUUCAGUAUCAGCUGGUUACUGAUCGGAUUCGCCUUCUUCUUCUUCUGGAGGAGAAACUCGCUCAGUAAGAGGAGCAGACUGCACCAGGCGCUCUCCUUCUUCAACCAGGAGGAGGUCGGUGCUCCUCAGGACCUCCUCACUUCGGAUGUGAUGCCUUCAUGGUUUCACUUUCCAGAUGUGGAGAGGGUGGAGUGGGUAAACAAGACGGUGCAGCAGAUGUGGCCGUAUGUGUGUCGCUUCGUUGAGAAACUGUUUCAGGAAACCAUAGAGCCGGCAAUUAAAGAAGCCAACACACACCUCAGCACGUUCUCCUUCACCAGGAUAGAUCUGGGUGAUCAGUCUCUCAGGGUGAACGGUGUGAAAGUUUACACAGAAAAUGUGGACAAGCGUCAGAUCGUCAUGGAUCUACAGAUCAGCUUUGCAGCAAACACAGAUAUUGAGAUGGAUGUUAGAAGAUAUUACUGCAGAGCCGGGAUCAAGAGCAUCCAGCUCCACGGCGUGUUGCGGGUGGUGCUGGAGCCUCUGAUGGGGGAGAUGCCGCUGGUCGGUGCACUGUCCCUCUUUUUCCUUAAGAAACCGCUCAUGGACGUCGGCUGGACCGGCCUCAGCAACAUUCUGGACAUUCCUGGUCUGAGUGGGUUCUCAGACAGUCUGAUUCAGGACGUCAUCUCCAGCUACUUGGUGCUGCCCAACAGAAUCACCAUACCACUAGUGGGCGAUGUAGAGCUGGAGAAGCUCCGAUUCCCCAUGCCUAAGGGUGUGUUACGAGUCCAUUUCCUGGAAGCGCAGGAUCUCGAGGGGAAAGAUAAGUUCCUAGGAGGGCUGAUCAAGGGGAAAUCGGACCCGUACGGGGUCAUGCUGGUCGCCAAUCAGCUCUUUCAGACCAAAACCAUCAAGGAGUGCCUAAAUCCAAAGUGGGACGAAGUGUUUGAGGCGACUGUGUAUGAAUAUUCAGGACAGCACGUGGAGAUCGAGCUCUUCGAUGAAGACCCAGAUAAAGACGACUUCUUGGGCAGUCUGAUGAUCGACCUGAGCGAGCUUUACAAGGAGCAGAAAGUUGAUGAGUGGUUUGACCUUGAGGAAGCCUCUAGUGGGAAGCUGCAUCUGCAACUGGAGUGGCUUUCACUGCAAUCAAACACUGAUCAGCUACAGCAGGCGUUGUGGAACAUCAGGACUAACGACAGUUUGGCUUCGGCUCUGUUGGUCGUGUACCUGGAUUCUGCUCGAAACCUUCCGUCUGAGCAGCUCGAGUUUAACUCCAGCGCUCCCAAACUUCUGUACAGAGGCUUACUGAAGUCUGGGAAGAAGGUGAACAGCGAUCCGAACCCGUACGUUCAGCUAACGGUCGGACAGAAGACGCAGGAGAGUAAAGUACGUUAUAAGACCUGUGAGCCGCUGUGGGACGAGGCUUUUUCAUUUCUGGUUCAUAACCCACACACUCAGGAACUGCACCUGGAGGUAAAGGAUGCCAAGAACAAGGGGAUUCUGGGUAACGUGCAGGUGGCCCUGGCAAGACUGUUGGCAAGCGAGGACCUGACGCUGACGCAGCAGUUUCAUCUGAAGAACUCCGGUCCAAACAGUUCACUCAAACUCAAGCUGGUUCUCAGAAUCCUUUGCCUCGAAAAGGAGGUCGCGUCGAGUCAGCCGUCCUCGAUCCAAAUCCGACGCACAAGCCAGUGUGUCCCCACGUCACAGAGACAAGAAGCUACCUCACAAAGCACCGCGCCCACCCCACCACCCACGACCACCGCCCACUCCACGCCCAGCAGCUCUCCCGCCCACACAGAGGUCACCUGGAGGGGUAAAAGAGGCUCCGAGGGCUCACCGGUGAGCCUGGCUCAGGUAGAGACACACAGGGACUCGACACGCAGGGACUCCACGCCGAGCAACUCGUCACGGAGAGGCUCGACGCGCAGGGACUCGACACGCCCGGGCUCGACGAAAAGAGAGUCCACGCACAGAGACUCCAUGCAGAGUCUGGCAUCGGACACCUCCAUGCCAGCGGCGUCUCUGGAGCUCCAGCAAAGACUGGCACAGCUGCAGAAUGGAUGUACCUCAUGUCCUCUGGGUGAAGUGCAGCUCACUGUCAGACACAGCUCUCCCAGAAACAAACUCAUCGUGGUGGUGCAUGCUUGCCGAAACCUUAUCUCAGUGGGAAAAGAUGGCUCGGACCCAUACGUCCGUCUCUACCUGCUACCAGAUAAAAGUCGGAGCGGACGACGAAAAACCAGCACAGUGAAGAAAAACCUGAACCCAGUUUACGACCAGUCGUUUGAGUUUAGUGUGCCUACAGUGGAGCUGCAUAGAAGAACAUUAGAUGUGGCUGUGAAGAACGGAGUGGGGCUGCUGUCCAAAAAUAAAGGCCUGCUGGGCAAGGUUCUCGUGGACUUGACAGAUGACGACAUUUCUAAAGGAUGGACACGAUGGUACGAUCUGAGCACGGAUGGAUUAUAGCGGACGGAUGGCGAAUUAAGGGCAUUAUGGGACGCCGCUAAACCCCGGAGCGCCAGUGAACGAAUCAGACGAAUCCAGGCUGCUUCUCUUGGGACUAACAGACCUCAACGAUUCAAUUAAAUCUGCUGUAUUUCACCCGGUCAUUAUGUAGCUCAUGCAGUCGUCACUCCCUCAUUCGUUUACAUAUAUAGUGUACACUAUGUAGACAAAAGUAUUGGGACGCCACUUCUAAUUGUUUGAAUUCACACGUUUAAGCCACAACAGUUGUUAAGAGGUGUAAUAAAUCAAGUAUAUGAAGGACAUGUUAUUCUCAGCCAUACAAAUGCAGCUAAUUCUGACUGAAAGGGCACAAAUUCCCGCAGUUCCAUACAUACUGUAUAUACUGCUUUAUAUGAACACACAAGUAUGUGGACACCUCAUAACCAGAUCACCCCAUUUGCAAGUAUAACAACCUCUAGUUCUCAGUAAAGGCUUUCCACAUGAUGAGGACGGUGGUGUCUGUGGGAAUUUGCGCCCAGACCUUACACUAAUGUUGGUUGGAGCGCCCUGGCUUCUAAUCAGCAUCCCAAUUCAUCCUAAAAAUCUCCAUUAGGGCUGAGGGCGGAGCUCUGAGCAGGCCAAUGGAGUUCCUGCACACCAGAAUUGGUGGACCUCACCUGAAUUUUAUCGACCUGUUAGCAAUGGAUGAGCCUGAAACAUUCAUUCAUCCAUUCACUGUCUGUUUUACCAGCACUUUAUCCCGGUCAGGGUUGCGGUGGGUCAGUUUCAUUUGGGUCGCCAAUCUAUCAAACACAUACACACUUACACUUAGGGCAGUUCGGUCGCUCCAGUCUUUGGACUUGCGGGAGGAGACCGGAGCUCCCGGAGGAAACCCAGGUGGACACGGGGAGAACAUGCAAACUCCACACAGAAGGGACCCUGUCCGUCCAGUCAAGGAAUUGAACCCAGGCCGUUCUUGCUGUGAGACGACAGUGCUACCUACUUUACCUGAACUCAGUAAUUAGAAGGGGUGUCCACAUACUUUUGGCCAUGUAGUGUAUUCUCUCUUGCUCCAGGUUAAGGUGGAAUACAGCGCUGUUUAUAUCAGACUGAUGUAAAGAUGCCAAAGAGGAAAACAUGCAAGUUAAAAGUGUAUAAUAGAUAUUUUUGGACCUGCUGUGUGUUUGUGUAAUAUUUUAAAUGUUUCUUGCUAUUUUAUUUAAUGUUCAUAAAUAAUUUUAAAUGUUUCUUGAUGUUUAUAAACAUGUUAACAAUGUAAAGUUAUUUAUUUAUAGCUUUCAAGUUGAAUACUUUAUUUUCAAAGUAUCGAAUCGUGCAGCGUUGUACAUAAUUACGAGCUUUAUAUCAGGGGUUAAAACAGGGUGGGUUUUUUUGGCCAGUGACCCCAUAUUAAGGGCUUCUCCCCCCGUGGACAGACACGCCUCCUCCGACAGGUGAAGCCACCGAACACUUCUUUACACCCGGCAGCAGCGGAUUCCCACAGAGAGCUUUACACAUAACGAGGACCACGCUAUUCUCUCUGUAAUCCUUCACCCUUUGUACCAGCGCAUCAGCCUGACACUAGGGGUCGCUGUUGCGUUAGCAGGGAGGUGGUUCCCCGUCCAGCCUUCCCUCCCUCAGACCCGGCCGAGUGCCAGUGCUGAGUUUUAACCUCAGGCCAAGUGGGUUUUUAGAUUUCAGAAACGAAAAGUUUCCAACUUUGCAGCAAGAGUUUAGGGAAGGUCCCUUCCUGUUCCAGCUUUAUAAAGCUCAGUGUACAGAAACUCCAGUGUCCUGCACAGAGCCCUGACCUCAACCAAACAGAACAGCUCUGGAAUGCCGUACAAACGCUGCCGUAUUUCGACCGAACGGGCACAAAUUCCCACACGCAGACAUACUUCAAAGUCUCGUGCGAAGCCUCUCAGAGGAGCAGCUGUUGUUCUAGCUGGAAAGGUCACUCUAUUUUAAAUAGGACGUCCAGCAAGCUCAUGGUCAGGCGUCCAAAUACUUUUGGCCGUAUAUUACAUUACAUUGUUUGUUUAAGCAACUCGUUUGGAGUCCUGAGCCUUUGUCUAACACCCAGUGGAACAAAAAGAGUUCGAAUUAAGAGAAUUAAACUUUAUUUAUUAAUAAA
Molecule: messenger RNA, 4929 nt
Organism: Trichomycterus rosablanca
Lineage: Eukaryota; Metazoa; Chordata; Actinopteri; Siluriformes; Trichomycteridae
Gene: esyt2b
Product: extended synaptotagmin-like protein 2b
Exons: 23
Coding region: 57-2816 (919 amino acids)
Biological process (GO): lipid transport
Cellular component (GO): endoplasmic reticulum membrane; extrinsic component of cytoplasmic side of plasma membrane
Molecular function (GO): phosphatidylcholine binding; calcium ion binding; calcium-dependent phospholipid binding
Source: RefSeq, a predicted model, not a curated record